This is a messenger RNA of Austrofundulus limnaeus, 4038 nucleotides long. It is a transcript of the gene slitrk1, whose product is annotated as SLIT and NTRK like family member 1. Gene Ontology annotation, molecular function: protein binding. The coding region runs from base 917 to 3004 and encodes 695 amino acids. The transcript is spliced from 2 exons. The record is from RefSeq and is a predicted model, not a curated record. NCBI's taxonomy places the organism in Eukaryota, Metazoa, Chordata, Actinopteri, Cyprinodontiformes, Rivulidae. Gene Ontology annotation, biological process: positive regulation of synapse assembly; axonogenesis. Gene Ontology annotation, cellular component: glutamatergic synapse; postsynaptic density membrane; GABA-ergic synapse.
AGCCACACUGACGCAUCUGUUAUUGUAUAGUUUAUUUUUUCUUCUUCUUUUAAAGUCGGACUGAAGCUGGUCUGUGGAGGAGAAGAGUUAUUUUUUAUAUAUAUAUUUUUUUGCCGCAUUCAACAGUGUUUUCAGAGCAGAGAGAGCCUCUCCUCCCCCUCUCUCUCCCUCCCCAGUUUGGAGAGAACAGGCAAAGAAGGAGGGGGGGCAAAGUCAGUGAACUGAUCACGAUCCAAAACCUCGGCUGGUUUUUGUCAUCAUGGAGCUUUUACCUCGCAGCUGGAUACGCUGUGGACAAAACUGAAACAAGAGGAUUUGCUUUAUUUUCUGGGAAGAAAAAAAAAGAAGAAAUCUCUCCUCUUUCUGUGUGUGUGUGUGUGUUUGUGUGUGUUUGUGUGUGUUUGUGUGUGUGUGUGUGUGUGUGUGGAUUGAUUCUGCCCCGUCUCCUCUCAGCAUUCCCUCAGUCAGUCGACGGAUUUUUUUUACUGUUUUUUUUUUUUCUCUUGGCCAUUACAGCUCAGCAGAGGGUGUCAGAUCUUUCUCAGACCGAAGGAUGAACGCAGCCUCCGAGAUCCAUUUAUUGUGAUUUCUCGUGCAAGGAAAAAAGAUCUCUUUUUUUCCUUCUUCUUCUUGUUCUUUUCUCAAUUUCAAAGAGGCGAAACGGCGCAAACAGACGCGGAAGGAGGAGGAGGGGGGAGGAUAUGCGGGUGUUUUGGAUUGCCUGUGAAGCCCCCCAGCAGCAGCAGCAGCACCAGGGGAGAGGGGACAGCUCCCGACGCCGCAGCGCCACGCACGACUCCCGAAGACGGCAGCCGCUCUGUCCCCCCCCUCUAAACCUCACCAAGACAGCUUCGCGGCUCGCAUGUCUUGAACGCGGGGAAUGAAUUGCUUGUUGCGAGAGGGACCCUGAAAGAAAAUGCUGCUCUGGAUCGUCCUGCUGAAUGCGGCUCUUUGUGUUGCCAGCGGAAAUGUUACGAGGGACGUGUGCAAGGAGCGGGUCUGCUCGUGCGGGGACGUGGAGGGCGACCUGCACAUCGACUGUGAGAAGAGGGGCUUCAGCACGCUGCGGCAACUCGCGGGUCCCAGCUCGCAGUUCUACCACCUUCUCCUGCACGGCAAUUCGCUCUCCAGGCUCUUCCCCAAUGAGUUUGCCAACUUCUACAAUGCKGUGAGCCUGCACCUGGAGAACAACGGCCUGCACGACAUCGUGCCCGGAGCCUUCCUGGGACUGCAGCUGGUCAAACGGCUGCACAUCAACAACAACAAGAUCAGGUCAUUUAAGAAGAGCACGUUCCUGGGCUUAGAUGAUCUGGAGUACCUCCAAGCAGACUUUAACCUGCUGAGGGACAUAGACCCGGUCGUGUUCAGGGACCUGAACAAGCUGGAGGUGUUGAUACUGAACGACAACCUUAUCAGCGCUCUGCCCCUCAAUGUGUUCCAGCACGUGCCCAUCACGCACCUCGACCUGAGGGGGAACCGGAUCAAAACGCUGCCUUAUGAGGGGAUACUGGAGCAAAUACCGGGCAUAGCGGAGGUCUUGCUGGAGGACAACCCGUGGGACUGUAACUGUGAGCUGGUGUCACUGAAAGAAUGGCUGGAGAAUAUACCGCGCAAUGCACUCAUCGGCAGGGUGGUCUGCGAGGCCCCCACCCGGCUGCAGGGCAGCGACCUGAAUGAGACGUCAGAGGCGGAGCUGUGCCCCUCACAGAGUGGGGGCCUUGACACCAGUCUGGUGGCCCCUCCCACACAGGAGGAGACCGCUCAGAAGGGCCAGCCUCGCCCCACGCCUUUCAGAGACGCCCCCACACCUCGUGGCCCCAAAAGCCACUCCAAGUCUCGUGAGAACUGGCAGCUGAAAACAAAGCCCACUCCAGUGGUGACGGGCGUGAACGGCGAUGGGGAGCAGCUGCACAACCUGACGUGCCCCCAGCCAUGCAGUUGCAAGCUGGUGGGCUCCAGGCAGGGGCUGGGGGUCAACUGUGAGGGCAAAAAGAUGGAGAGCCUGGCCGGUCUCAAACCCAAACCUCUGUCUGCCCACGAGCUCAACAUGAGGGACAACAACAUCCACGCGGUGAAGAAAAACCAGCUGCUGGGCUAUGGCAGCCUCAACCUGCUGGAUCUGGGGGGGAACAACAUCAAGGUGAUCGACAAUGGCACAUUCCAGAACCAGAGCGAGCUCAGAUGGCUCUACUUGGAUAAGAACUACCUGGAUACUCUGGUGGCUGAGAUGUUUGUGGGCCUGGUGAAUCUGGAAUACCUCAGUUUGGAAUACAACGACAUCCAGCUGGUGGUGGCAGGAGCUUUCAGCCCCAUGCCCAACCUGAGGGUUCUGUUUCUCAACAACAACCUGCUCAAGUCUUUACCCACGGAUGCUUUUCUUGGGAUUUCUUUGUCCAAAAUCAGCCUGCAUAAUAAUUAUUUCCCCUACCUGCCAGUGGCUGGRGUGUUGGACCAGCUCAGCUCAAUCAUCCAGAUUGACCUGCACGGGAACCCGUGGGAUUGCUCGUGCAACAUCGUGCCCUUCAAGCAGUGGACGGAGAAGCUGGGGGCCGACGUGAUCGUUAGCGACCUCAAGUGCGAGACUCCCGAGGAGUUCUGGAAGCGGGACUUCCGCCACGUCCGGAACGACCUCAUGUGCUCCAGGCUGUAUGAGCAUGCACCUCCGACCUCGCCGUCCAAGAACGCCACGUUCGCCCAGGACUCGGGCGGCACGCGUUCGAACUCCUACCUGGAGCCCAACCGGGUGUCCAUCUCCGUGCUCGUCCCAGGCCUGCUGCUGGUCUUCGUCACGUCGGCCUUCACGGUGGUGGGGAUGCUCGUGUUCAUCCUGCGCAACCGGAAGCGCUCCAAGCGGAGGGAGGGGAACUCCUCUGCGUCGGAGAUCAACUCCUUGCAGACAGUGUGCGACUCGUCCUACUGGCACAGUGGGCCCUAUCACGCUGAUGGGGGUGCGCACAGAGGCUUCGACUGCAGCACGCACCUCUCAGUCACAAAUGAUGCGUGAAAACAGACCCCCAUCCCCCAAAACACUGGAUUACAAACUCAAACUGAAGUGUGAACACAAACUUAUUUAAAGCCUCCAAUCUGUAAUAUAUCUCCACCCUCCCUUCCUUCCUCCAGCCUCCUCCUUUCUGCCGCAGUCGAGAUCUCUGAGACAGAAUAUAUUAAAAAGAAAGGAGGAGAACCAAGAGACUGAGUGUGUGCGUGUGUGUGUGUGUGCGUGUGAGAACAAUCAGGGGAAUGGUGCACGAACGCAUGAAUGUACAUGUAAAUACUCUGGACUGAUGUAUCAUAAAAAAUGCAUGAUGAUGAUGAUAAUCCGCAUGGUUUCAGACACACAUGACGGCGAGGAACCAUAACCACCAACAAAGAGGCAAACUUUUCAUGUUCUAUCAAUAUGACCACAAUAUAUAUAUAUAUAGAUAUUAAGAAUUAUAUAUACAAAAAGUGCCAUUUCUCUAUUUUUUGUGAACCUGCGGUUAGGAUUUGUAUUUGUUGUUUUGAAAGGGGUUUAAAAAAUAAUCAAAUUGACUGGAGCGGAAGUGAAGCUGUCAGUGCAUGUUUCCUUUCUUUUCUUUCUUUUUUUUAAUUUACGUUGGGUUUUGUCAAUUAUUAUUAAUGCGGUUAUUUAUACUUAGGUGGUUGCAGAUUUGAAACCUACAUCUCCGAGAGUCAUCAUCUCCUUUAUGAAUGUACAAAACAACAAAAAAGAGGAAAACAAAAAACAAAACCUGUUGUUCUUUUUAAAUGGUGUGCCAAUUGUUGACUUUUUUAUUUUUAUUUUUUUUUCCAGACAUGGCAGAUGAGCAUGACCGGUUUCCGGCACUCAGAUGCUUCUGCUGCAAAAGUUCAUGUAGCUACAACAACAGUCCAGUGGGUUUUUUCUUGCGUGUCGAUGAACAUAGCCUGCUUUUAGUGAGAGGAGGAAAAAAUAAAUUAUAUAUAUAUAUAUAAUGGAAAGUGAGAUUUUUCAAAAAUAGGAUGGUAAAACCUUUGAUUUUGCUGUUGUAGAUAGCUUUUAAAAGCAGGGCCAUAAUU